Messenger RNA from Manis pentadactyla (Chinese pangolin), 5017 nucleotides. It is a transcript of the gene MAFG, whose product is annotated as MAF bZIP transcription factor G. Gene Ontology annotation, molecular function: DNA-binding transcription factor activity, RNA polymerase II-specific; RNA polymerase II cis-regulatory region sequence-specific DNA binding. Gene Ontology annotation, biological process: regulation of epidermal cell differentiation; regulation of transcription by RNA polymerase II. The transcript is spliced from 3 exons. Gene Ontology annotation, cellular component: nucleus. The coding region runs from base 421 to 909 and encodes 162 amino acids. The record is from RefSeq and is a predicted model, not a curated record. NCBI's taxonomy places the organism in Eukaryota, Metazoa, Chordata, Mammalia, Pholidota, Manidae.
UGGGGUCUCUGGGCCAGCCCUCACCUGCUCUUGGCCAGGCUGGCCUUUCUGGCCCCAGCGGCACUCGGCUCAGCAGCGGGUCCCCUGGGGCUGUGUUGGCUGGCAGCCUCCGGUAGUGCCAAGCCGGUGAGGGAGAGCGAGCCAGGCAGGAGCGAGGUGCUGAGUCAGCAUGACUCGCUGGAACGGCAGCGCUCUGGGGCGCACAGGGGUUAUUUUUAAAGCUCCCGGCUUCCUUUUGGGCGGGCCCCUCCCGCAUCCUUCUAAUCUCCCCUGGCCCCUUUUCUGCCUCUGCCUCCCUAACAGCCCUUCAGUUCCCCUUCCCCCAUCAGCCCUUUCUGGCCCCUGGUUCCCUGGGGGCAGAGUGAACUGGGAGCAGCUGGGUCCUCGGGCCAGAGUGCCUGCUUGCUGUGCCCCCAGGUUAUGACGACCCCCAACAAAGGAAACAAGGCCUUGAAGGUGAAGCGGGAGCCAGGUGAGAAUGGCACCAGCCUGACCGAUGAGGAGCUGGUGACCAUGUCAGUGCGGGAGCUGAACCAGCACCUGCGGGGCCUGUCCAAGGAGGAGAUCAUACAGCUGAAGCAGCGGCGGCGCACGCUCAAAAACCGCGGCUACGCUGCCAGCUGCCGAGUGAAGCGGGUGACCCAGAAGGAGGAGCUGGAGAAGCAGAAGGCGGAGCUGCAGCAGGAGGUGGAGAAGCUGGCCUCGGAGAACGCCAGCAUGAAGCUGGAGCUGGACGCCCUGCGCUCCAAGUACGAGGCCCUGCAGAACUUCGCCAGGACCGUGGCCCGCAGCCCCGUGGCACCAGCUCGCGGCCCCCUUGCUGCUGGCUUGGGGCCCCUAGUCCCUGGCAAGGUGGCCGCCACCAGCGUCAUCACAAUAGUAAAGUCCAAGACGGACGCCCGGUCGUAGGGACGUGCACUUGCCCAGGCAGGUCUGCGAGGGGCCAUUAGGCACAUGGCGAAUUCAGCAGCCCUGUCCCCUUCUCCUUUCUCUCCUCCUCCUCCCUUCCCUGCAAAGCACAACCUGCACCCCAGGGGUACUGGGCUGAGCCCCUUUGAUCUCAUCAUUGUCAUCGUGUGUUUUGUAUGUUGGGAUUGGUCAGUCUGGCGGCGAUGUGGGGUCACCCCAGCCCCCUUUGUACCGAGGCCUUGCAGGCUUAGAGCCCAGGGUUGAUCUGGGCAGUGGAUAGGAAGAUCAAGCAAGUGCCCUGGGCUGGUGUGUCCCUGAACAGGGAGGACUCCCAGGCGGGGCUGGGUGGUUCACUCCCAGCUCAGUCGGCGUACACAGGUGGGCUGUGAAGAACAGGUGUCUUUGAGAGCCCUGGAAGGCCAGCCGCCAGCCUGAGCCCCGGGGGAUGGGGCAUCGUGUGGCUACAGGCCGGGGGCCACGGCGCUCGCACGGGACGCAUCGCACUGAACAAGACCAAAUCACUGGCUGUGAGCGUGUGUGAAGGGUGUGUCCAGUGUCCUGCGGUGGGUCCCGCGUCACUGUUUACAUGACCUAUUUGUGUGGUUACAUAGCCUUUUAUUUAAAAGAAAAAAUUCCUUUUACGAGGUUAUUAAAUUAUAUGUUUGAAAAGUAAAGAAAAAAAGAGCAGCAGAGUAUUUAUAAAACUGUCUUUUUAAAAAAACAAGCCAGAACAUUUGACGAUAUAAAUGGAAAGGGGAAGAAAGUAUAAUAGAAACUUUGCUAGUUUAAAAAAAGAAAAAAAAAAUUCCUUUCUUGUAAACUUAUGGACAAGUCUUUGUGGCUGUUGGAGUUUAGUUUUUAUAUACACAGAGUUAUCAGACGUUAUUUAUAAAAUUUAGUUUAAAAAAAAAAAAAGCAAGCUGCGAGCGACCAGAGGCGCGUCCUGAUGUCCUCUUUGCUGUCUCUUUUGCAAUUGUACCGAAAGUGACUUACUCCUCUGCCCUUCCUGCUUCCGUCUCUUGCCGGUGCCGUGGUGUUGUCCGUGCCUGGUGAGGUCUUGUGCUGCGUCACGUGCUGGUGCUUCUGGUGACCUUUGACCUGUGGGUGUCUCUUCUUUGUGUCUGUUUCCCAUGUUUGUUUCUUGGGUUUGGUUGUGUUUUUGCUUCUGCUGGCUUGCCAGGCAGCACCUGUUCUAAUGGAGUUUGGGGGCUCAGCGCCUGUCAGCCUGGCCUCUUCUGCCUUGGCGCUGGCCCCAGGUCCCCAGGGGUCAGAUGUAGGGCUCUGCUGCACCCACCCCUGCCCACCAUUGGCUUCGCAUGUGUGUCUCAGGCUCGAGCUGACAUGGGCAGGGUAGGUAAAACUAGGGGCCCCCACACUGCUUCCAAGCCUACUGCCUCUGGCCCUGUGAGGGUGCUUUGCAGGGACCAAGGAGUCCCUGUGGGGAUGCCCGGAGUGCCAUGGACACCCUGUCCCCAGAUGUCUUCCUUCUAGCCUCCAGUCAGUGUGGUCGGGCUCUGGCCACCAACCUGGCUUUGUUCCUGUGGGCUUCAUGUCCUCAGCGGGGGACCCACAGGAGCCCACGUGGGGGCUUUGAGGCCCAGUGCCCACUCAUCCCAGAACUGUCUGUGCUGUGGGGCAGUGCUUCCCAGGCAGAACAAGAGGGUUUGAGGGCCCACCUAGGGGAGCCCCUUUUCCCUGUGUGAGGGCCUGGGGGGUCUCCACCUGUGCCAGACAAGGGCUACAGUCUCCAGGGCCAAGCCCUGUCCCUCAUCUCCCCCUGAACAUGCUGGCAGCUCUUGGCUUCAGGCCUCUUUCCACCUUCUGGGGUUUGUGUCUUCCAGGGAUUCACAGCCUGGCUUGGAGAGAUGCUUCUCUCUAGGGCUGAGCCCACUUCCCCAUCACUACCACCUGGCAGAGGCAGCCAGUCUGCUGGACUUGGCUAGGGAAGCUCCCUAUAGGCUACAGCAGUCUGCCUUCAAUGCCUGUGUCCAAGAGGCUAAUGCCCUGUUUCUGGCCACAUGGGUCUUGGCUUCUCUGGGGACCCUGAGCCCCUGAAAAGCAUGGAAGUGUGGCCUGGGGAAAAGAAAAAAACAGUGUGUCCUGGCAGGGUUUAACCUCGUGGGCAGCAGGAUUUUCAUCUGCGUUUGUCCCAGUGUGCCUGAGGGAUAAAAGCAUGGAUGUGCUGUCAACUUCUGUCAUCUUGAUGGGCUUCUUUUGUCCUUAGAUGCUCAGAAACACCCCCAUGUUGUACCCAGGUCAGCCUGCAGUGGAGAUUCUGACUUUUGACUAAGUCACCUAGUGGCUUCCUCCCCCUCCUUGACCUGUGUGCCCUGAGUCUGGAUGAAAGUUGGUGAUGUAGCAGCAGUGAGUUGGAAUCUCAUAGUGAGAAUCCCUAAAGAGAAGAGGCCAUGCCGUGCCCUGGAAGUGGGAGGGGCAGGUCCCCACGUUUGUCCUGGCUGGGAGGUGAGCAUGUGCUGAACAGAAAUUGCAGGUCCUAGGUUUAGGCCAUGGAAGAAAUUUCUGGAGUUGGUGAGGCUGUGCUUCCUUUCAAGGUUUUGGAUUUGGAGCAGCUGUUCUUUGGGUCUGGGGGAGCAUCCUGUUCUCAUGAAGCCAGCCCCACAGGACCACUCCAUCCUGUUCUCCCUUUACCUCAGUUUCUUGACAGUAGAUCCUGUGUCCACAUGUGACUGGUUAGUGUCUUCCUGAUUCUUGUUAAUUCAGUUUUGCUACUGUGAGGGUGUUGUGUUCCCUCCUACUCUUAAGUUUUCUGACAUAGCGAAUCGAGGCCUUUGGCCAAAGCCAAGUCUCCCACUCUUGUCCGCCAAGUAAUCCAUAAUGUGCACCUUCCCUCCUACCUGCCUUCCCUUAUCCCAGCAUAGACACUCAGAUUUCAGAGGAGAACCCUAUGGGAACAGGUUAGCUCUUGCCCAGAGUAUGGCCCCAGAGAAACCUCUGCAUAGCCCCUGGCUGCUGCUUCGGGUAGCACUGUGAACAAUGGGUGAGAAGACAGGCUGCUCAUGGCAACUGUGUGGUGUGCUGAUUUCUGCCAGGUGCCAGGUCUCCCGGAGGCCCUUCUGCUCUGGCUUCAGGUCUGUGUUUACACUGACCAACAGCAGCAGCCUGCAUGGCUGGUGCCUGGGCCCACAGUCCUAAUGGGCUAUAUUUUGCUUGGGGACAGGUGGUCCAUUCCCAUCCUAUCCCUGCUGCGUCACUCUCUGGGAUGCCUGGUUGGCCAAAGCUCCCAUCCACAGCUGGGAAGCCCAAGCCACAGCCUGCAGCACCAUUUCCGCUCUGGGAUCCUGUAAGUUACUUUUUUAGGCUGUGGUUUGGUGAAAGGAAUCAACACAUUAACGAUUUUUUUCCCCCAGAAGCCACUGAAUAAUUCUUUUUGGCAUGUUUCCACCUUCCUGUUGGCUGUCUGGUUUUGGAGCAGGUGGGGAGAGCAGAGAACACAGACAUGGGGGUGCCCUACAGGCUGAUGGCCUGUCCUCUUCUGGCCUGUGUGCCAGGCCUGUUAGACCAGGCACACGCAUUCCCACCCCACCCGAGAGCAGCACCUUGGUAGGUGGGUGUCCUGCAAGUCCGAGCUGCAGUGUUGGAGAGCAUGCCCUCGAAGAGCUGGGGGCAACCCUGCCAGCAACCUGAUACCCCCACCCCUCCCUUCUCUCCAUCCCCUCCUUACAAGUCCCUGAAGCCUUUAACCAAAUGGGAGUGGGUACAGGAAACCUUCUCCUGGCAUCGUAGGGCAACAGGACAAGGGCUGCCCAGUGUGUCCAGCUCUGCUGCCCUCCUGGCGCCGAGAGGGCGGAUCCAAGCAGAGCUCAUCAAACCCUGCCUGCCCUGCCUAGGGCUGAGGCCAGGGGGAGGUAGGGGAGACCCUGGGAUCUGCGGGGUAAGUGGGUGCUGUGAAGAUCCUGGUGAGGAGGGGCCUCCCGGGUGGCAGCCUGGGCACCCACCCUACCCUGUGCAGUAUUUAUUGCUAAAUUAUUGUCCAGGAGGGGCGGCACUGGGCCCAGCCCCGGGUAUUUAUUGCUGUACAUAGUGUAUGUUUGUGAUAUAUAAGGUUUUCUUUAUUUUGUAUAUGAUCAAUAAACACCUUUUAAAGAGA